AUGGACCGCACGGUGGAGGCCUCACUCCACCAGCCUCUGAGGCUCAUAUGCCGCACUGCUGGGGGAGAUCCGCAACCAAAAAUCUGGUGGACCAUCAAAGACUACAUCAUCCCAACCAGGAACGAGUUUCAGCCCAGUAUGCAGAUGUCUUUAAAGAUGCUGCAGAAGACAUACAUUUCACGACCAUCCUUCAACACGAUCAACACUUCAAGCCGCCAGAUGUCGAGAAACUCCAUACAUCAGAGCAACAAGCCUGUCGAGAAAAGCCAAAAAGAAAGGCCUUUUGAGGACAACCAUCUUCUAGAGACUGGUAUUUUUCACGCCAUGCAUCGCUUAGAACUUUCUCCGAGUCAGCCCUAUGGAGAUAUUCACUCGACUUACGAUCUUACGACACAGAAGAAUAUGACUUUAAGUACUCUGAAGAUCGCCAACAUCACAAUGGCUUAUGAUGAUGCGGAUCUUUCUUGCUGGGCUGCCAACUCCAACUUGUCUACGCCGCUGGAGGUCAAAAUGCAGCUGGAAAUCUUCAGUCCGCCGUCAUCAGUGGAUUUGGUUGAUUUUCCUGAGGCCUUCACGUCAGGGGAACCUCAUCCUCUGAGUUGCCGUGUGUACGGGUCGAGGCCACGCCCUAAACUGGAGUGGUCGCUUACCAAACCUGACAGCCCAGCCAUGAAGCUCAGCACUCAGGACUUGAACGAUCCGAAUUUCUGGUCUCCCUUGGAUGGCGGUGGCACCUCAAGUCGAGUGACUUCGUCAACUGCAGUUCAAACACUGCAGUUGAGUUCAAGUCCAAGCCACUCUACGAAGAUCGACAGGACGCUCUUAAGAAAACAGUCCUACAGUUCAGGGCAACUCAAAGUCGUGCUCGGUAAAGAGGAUCAUGGUGGCAAACUCUCGUGUGUUGCUUGGAACAACUUCUUUCCGAACUACAAAGUGAACGCCACUAAGACUAUUCACGUUAAUUAUGCUCCAGAAGUUGAAUUGGAAUUGGGAGUCAAAAUCGACCCUUCACAGGUGCGUGAAGGCACAGACUUGUACUUCACCUGCAAGGUGGACUCGCGGCCUCCAGCAGACCAGCUCUCCUGGACACAUAAGAACCGUACGCUUAAGAACGACUCAGUGCUGGGCGUGCUGAUGUCAGGCGAGCAUUUGGUGCUGCAGUCCGUGACACGGGACUGGAGCGGCACUUUUUCCUGUACAGCUGCCAACUCCGUCGCCUCCGUGGUCUCCAACACCAUCAACAUCAGCAUCUUAUGUGAGCUAUAA
Messenger RNA from Hyalella azteca, 1266 nucleotides. RefSeq lists its product as uncharacterized. The coding region runs from base 1 to 1266 and encodes 421 amino acids. The transcript has 6 exons. The record is from RefSeq and is a predicted model, not a curated record. NCBI's taxonomy places the organism in Eukaryota, Metazoa, Arthropoda, Malacostraca, Amphipoda, Hyalellidae.